This is a messenger RNA of Chrysoperla carnea, 527 nucleotides long. RefSeq names its product chromosome transmission fidelity protein 8 homolog. The record is from RefSeq and is a predicted model, not a curated record. The transcript has 2 exons. Gene Ontology annotation, cellular component: Ctf18 RFC-like complex. The annotation marks the transcript as partial. Lineage: Eukaryota; Metazoa; Arthropoda; Insecta; Neuroptera; Chrysopidae. Gene Ontology annotation, biological process: mitotic sister chromatid cohesion.
UCGAGUUUCAUUUAUAGAUUUAAAAGUUUUUGAAUUGCCGGCUAAUGUUGCGAUUGGUGGUAUAAAAUUAUUACGUUUCGAGGGAGCUGCAGAUCGUCUCAUUUUAGAACAAAGAUUCUAAAAUUUCGAAGAUCAAAUUCUAUAAAAAUUUCAAUUGUUUUUGUUUUUUAGUUUAAAAAAUGAUCAUCAUUAAAAUGCCUGAUGAUUAUCAAGAUGGAUCUGAAUUAAAUAGUUGGGGCAUGUUAGAAUUACAAGGUGAUUUGGAAUCGUAUUCAAAUGAAUCGAAAGAUGGUAAAUUUAUUGGUGAUUUACAUUUUAAUAAAAAAGGUAUUCCAACAUUAAUAAUUGGACAUCAUAUAUUAACUGGUAAAGAGGUGCCUUUAAGCAAACCGUUAGCUGCUUUUGUUAAAACAACAUCAACAUCAACUGAAGCAACAAAUAUGGCGGAUCAAGAGUAUCGCAUACAAGCAUUAAUUACACAUAAAUUAUUAUUUAAAACACGUCCUAAACCAAUUAUUGAAAAUGAA